This is a messenger RNA of Thermothielavioides terrestris NRRL 8126, 5074 nucleotides long. RefSeq lists its product as uncharacterized. The record is from RefSeq and is a predicted model, not a curated record. Gene Ontology annotation, cellular component: TRAPPII protein complex. Bases 104 to 4936 code for a protein of 1610 amino acids. Gene Ontology annotation, biological process: early endosome to Golgi transport; intra-Golgi vesicle-mediated transport. The transcript is spliced from 2 exons. Lineage: Eukaryota; Fungi; Ascomycota; Sordariomycetes; Sordariales; Chaetomiaceae.
CCACUGUCCAACAAGAGCCGUUGCGGUUGAACCGGCAGCCUCAGGAGCUUCCGCAGCGUCGCCCGAGGGUCAUGCCAUUGACUCCGCCCGCGUGCUGUCCAGCAUGGAACAGCCAUUUUCGACCUCCAAAGUGACAGUCGAGUACUUCGAUCCGCACGAUGUCUACAAGCUGCUGGCGCCGGGGCUGAUCCCCCGACUACCCCUCCGCGAUCUCAACUGGCAGUCGCACGCCGGUCCGCUGCGGUCCAUCGGCACGCUCCAUGUCGAGCUCGUUCCUGCGGGGGCCAACCAUUCGGCCGUCUUCAGUCCCGUCUCUUCGUCGAGCCCGAAUCCGAACCCGAAACCGCCAGUGCCUGGCGACACCGCCGCUCCCCAGAGCCGCGACGAUGGAUUCCAGACAGCCGCUAUCGGGGGCAGGGCAGGCUCCACGGAGCAGCAGCCAGAGACAACGAGCAGCACGCUUCGUCCCGUGGUGGGAGCGGCUACGAAGGAACGCAGGCACCAAAUCCCGGGCCUGCGCCGGACGCCAUACCUGAAGGUGCUGCUGGUGAGAUGCGACGACAACGAGACGUACAAGUCGACGACGCGUGCCGAGAUACGCGAGUGGAUCAAAACCAACACGGCCGGGUCGCAGGGCAAGUCGGGCAGCCACGCGGAAAACCACGAUGCAUUCGAGUGGCUCAUCAUCCACGUGGUGCUGCCAAACUCCGUCGCGGCCACCCAGCCGCGCUUCUCCGGCAAGGCGCCCGACUCGGGCUCCGAGGCGACCAAGACCUCGGCGGCAUCCCGUUGGCGCGCCGGUUCGAGCACCCUCCUGGAGAAGAUUCGCGCCGACUUCAACGGCUCCUCCAAGGGCGCCGUCGACCGCGUGCGCCAGAUCCGAAUCGGCAUCAACGACGUGCCGUAUCACAUGCUGCCGCGCGUUGUCCCGGCCGUGCCCACCGGAUACCAGGAGACGGAGCAGGACAGCGAGAACGCAUGGGCCGACCUGAUUGCCAAGUUCAAGGAGCUCAUCCUGUCGAGCUUCGACAGGCGAGUCUCCCAGUACGAGGAGGACAUCAAAGAGAAAGACGCCCAGAGGAGCCUGCCCGGCUGGAACUUUUGCACCUUCUUCAUCCUCAAAGAAGGCCUCGCCCGCGGCUUCGAGAGCGUCGGUCUCGUCGAGGAUGCCCUUGUAGUGUACGACGAACUGAGUGUCGGGCUGGACAAUGUCAUUCAGGAGCAGGCAAUCGCGGGAUCUGCCGAGACACACGGCGGCGCGCUGCUGCAGUACACAGAAGAUCUGAAAGAGCUGGCCCAGAAGGCCAUGGCCGAGAUUGCCGGUGGCCACCUCGAGUUCGACGACGAAGAGGCUGUCGAUCUCCAGUCUGGUGAGAAGAAACAGCCCGACAACUUCGAUAGCAUUCCCAUCAGCUCGACCAAGAAGCUGUACCGGGAUCUCAUCCUGGCGAACAACGUGUCGCUGUUCGACUUCAGGUGCUACAUCUUUUCUCGCCAAAUCGCGCUGCUCCUCCGGCUGGCAAACGCGUGGUCCUCGCGGGAGGAGCUCCUGGCUAAGCUCAAGGAGCAGCAAGAGCUAGUCCCCCGCGGCGUCGCCCCACGGACACCUCUACCGAAGAUGGCUGAGGAGCCGGAGAACCUGCUGCGCCUGGCCGAAGUCUGCAGACGAACCCUCGAGUUCGUCCCCGCCGUGUCCGCGGUCAUGAGGGCGGAUAUCAUCUCAGCAAUGGCAUCCGCGACCAGGGGCGACGGAGGCGCGGCCGAGUCCCAAGUCUCCUUGGACCCGCUGCUCUCCGAGGUGGUCGAUAACAUGGUCGCCUCUUUCGCCUUCUCGGUCGCCCAGCAGAUUCUCGCUCAGACGUCUACCAAAGCCCUCCCGAUUCCGCCGUCCACUCUCGGCCCCCCGGAAGGCCACGAGCAAAAGACGUCGAUACCAGAGCCGAAAACGAUUAUGCUUCCGACCAGGAGCUCAUCGCUUCACAUGCAACCGGCGCAACGACCCCCGCCCAGUCCCGCCGGGUUUCCCGGUCCCGGACGCCCCGAAGACAGCAUACCGCCUCCUCCGUAUGUCAAAGCUGGUCUCGAGGAGCUCGCGGCGCAGAGAGCCGAGCUGUGCGCCUUGUCGAGGAAUGUCCUCGAAGAAUGCGGCAAAAAGCGAGGCUGGACUGACGGCUGGGCAGCCGUGCCCACCGUUGGCGAGACCCGCAUUGCCGAAAUGGAGGACAUCAGCCUAGACGCCGAGGACGACAAGGAAAAGCCACAGUCCGAGACAAAGGCUGGGGAGAGGUUGCAAACGUCGGUCGCUGGCGUGGGCAACACCCUCCUCCGCACCGCCCUGGCCAACAAGGACGACUUCUACCGCCUGUACGAGACGCUGAUUGAUAAGGCACUGCGUCACUACACGGUGGCCAACCACACGCACUCGGUCCAGUCCAACCUGGCCGACCUCGCCGUGCUCAAGUUCCACCUGGGCGAGUACAGCGAGGCGGCCUUCUAUUUCUACCGUGUGAUUCCCUUCUUCGGCGAGAGCGGAUGGAGCCUCCUCGAGCUGUCCAUGCUGGUCAUGUACGCACGGUGUCUGAAGGAUCUCGGGAGACUUGACGACUACGUCAACCGGGCGCUGCGCCAGCUGCUGUGCAAGGCCGCCGCCGCCGAGCGGGACCGGCUGCAGCAGAAAUCGCGAUUCCGCCUGGGCCUCUCAUCGCCCACGCAAUACCCCGAGAGAUCAGCGAUAUCGGGGUUUUUGCCCGACCUGUUGGAUGUGUCAGCGUCGCUGGAAAAGGAUACAAGAAUCCCGUUAACAAGCCUGUUUUGCGACAUGGGCCUCGACGGCCCGCCGUUCUACGACGACGGCCAAGACAGCUUUUCUCUCUUUCUGGACCUCUAUAGCUUGCUGGUUGACGAGUUCGAGGCGACCUCGGUCAGUAUGCGGAUCUCAAGUCCCGCUUCUUUGGGCAACAAGGAAAUCUGGCUACAAACUAAAGGCCCCGUUACCCUCCGACCAGGACCGAACAAGGUGAAGGUGCAGAGCACUGUCAUGAUGACGGGCACUUUCGAGGUAGACCUGGUGCGCGUACGCAGCAGCAAGGUGCUGCUGCAGUACGAGCGAGACGGCAGCCAACCGACAGAAAAAGCCUCGACCGCGCUGAAGAACCCUCGCGUGACCCUGUACCAGCGCACCAGCUGCCUGGACGUGCAGCUCGUCGGUGCCCGAGACCUCCAGCUCGACAAGAAGAAGUCGUUGGAUCUCGAGCUGUCGACCGGCUGGAACGAAAUCACCAGCUGCGAAGUCAAGAUCAAGUCCGCCACUGGCGGUCUGAGGCUCGUCAUGAGCGAGGCCGAAGUGAUAGGGUCGCCGCAGCCGACAAAGUCCCAAGGGGGUGUCUUCACAUUCGGCCCCAUGGCCGCCCACAACGUAAUCAAGAUCAGGUUUCCUUUCACCGUCGAACAGGACCUGCUCGACGUGGCGGUAAGGGCCGAGGUGACCUACUCGACAGACAAGGGGUCGUUUACCUUCUUCAAGGCAUCCUCGGUGCCAAUCUCUCUAGCGCUCGAGGUCAACGUGCAGGACAUCUUCAAGCACGAUGCGCUCUUCUCGAGGUUCGCCGUAUCGACGGCGAAUGACAGCCCGCUGCGGCUGCUCAAGAGCGAGUUGCUCAGCUCGGAUCUGUUCGAAUCGCACUUUGGGCAGCCGCCGAGCCAUCCGGUGCUGGUUUUCCCCAAGCAGCCGGCCAGCUUGCUCUACAAGAUCACCAGGAAACCAGGGUCCAAGCUCGGACCCAAGGUCAAAAAGACGCUGUACCUCAAGCUCUACUACAGCAUCAUCCAGGACGAGAUCGACGCGCUCUUCGAGCAAGCUCUUACCGCGGCGCUCGAGUCGACUCCCUUGAAGGAGUUCUCCAAGCUGAUCAUCUCCAAGGUCCGCAGCCGGGUCCGAACAGGACUCUCGGCGUACGACCUCGAGAAGGCGACGCUCCUUGGCGAGCUCCCGACGUCCUUCCUCUUGUCCACCAACUGGGAAAAGCAGUUCGCCGGCCUCGGGUCGGGGCCCCAGGACGGCAGCGGCAGCGCCGCCGCCAUCGCGACCUUCCUCCGCAACUGGUUGCACAGUCACCCUGUCCUCGACCUCCCACAACCCGAACCCAGCUCGGCCUCCACCAGCACCACCGACGCCACAACCGUCAUCCAACAACAACAAAAAACGAUCCUCAUCCCGGUCGACAUCCCCCCGGUCUCAGUCGUCCACACAGCCGACAUCCGGCUGCACCCGCCGCUGCAGUCCCUCGCCGGCUUGUCCGGCCUCGACCCCGGUCUCAGCGAGCGCGAGAGCAGCAGCGGGACGGGCGCCAGCUGCCCGACGGCGGUGGUCAACCAGCUCCUGCCGGCGACGCUGCACCUGCGGUGGACGCGCGCGUGGGACACGGCGGCGGACGGCCGCGCGCGGGCGCAGGACCUCGAGUUCGGGUACGAGGUCAGCGCGCCGGCCGACACGUGGCUCGUCGGCGGGCGGCGCAGGGGCCAUUUCGUCAUCCCUGCCAUGGGCGAAGACGCCGGGAAGGAGGGGAAACCGGGUGAAAGCACGGUGAUAAUGAUGAGCUCGACGGUGGAAACGGAGGCCGAGAUCCCCCUCGUGCUGAUCCCCCUGCGCGAGGGGUAUCUCCCCUUGCCCUCGGUGGAGAUUAGGGAGGUGGGGUUCGGCGAUGGGGAGGGCGGCGCCGGCGGUCCCGGCAGUGGUGGUGGUGGUGCUGGUUCGGGGCCAGGAGGCGGAGCGUAUGGGCAUUGCGAGAUGGACUACAAGAACGUGGGCGAGGCGGUGUGUGUCGUGGCGGACCGCGGCAGGGUCACGGUCAGCCUGGAUGCGAGCGGCGCGUCCGGGGGCCCGCUGGUGCUGGAGUGCGAGAGCAGCGGGAUGGGAAUGGGGCGGGUGGUUGUUUGAGUCGCCCCGGCGGCAGCGCGGAUAGUUACGGGAUGGGUAUGCCCUGACUUAUUGAUGAGAAUGAGAUGAAGGGUGGGUGGAGUGGUGAUUUGGAGGGCGGUUCGGUUCUAACAGACAUAAUAACUAGUGACUGGGUGG